This is a messenger RNA of Elgaria multicarinata webbii, 3640 nucleotides long. Its product is annotated as phosphatidylinositol 4,5-bisphosphate 3-kinase catalytic subunit alpha isoform-like. Gene Ontology annotation, molecular function: 1-phosphatidylinositol-3-kinase activity; 1-phosphatidylinositol-4-phosphate 3-kinase activity. The transcript is spliced from 23 exons. Gene Ontology annotation, cellular component: plasma membrane; cytoplasm; phosphatidylinositol 3-kinase complex, class IB. The record is from RefSeq and is a predicted model, not a curated record. NCBI's taxonomy places the organism in Eukaryota, Metazoa, Chordata, Lepidosauria, Squamata, Anguidae. Gene Ontology annotation, biological process: phosphatidylinositol-3-phosphate biosynthetic process; phosphatidylinositol 3-kinase/protein kinase B signal transduction; phosphatidylinositol-mediated signaling. Bases 398 to 3616 code for a protein of 1072 amino acids.
GAGAAGGAUCCUUCGAGGCGGGGAGGCGGGAGAGGCGAGGAAGGGAUCCUGCGUCCCGCGAGCCGAGCCUGAAGCCUCUCUGCUGGCCUGGUUCAGCCUCCGGAGACAUUUUUUGACUGCAGAAAGAGAAAAAAUGGUCGGUUGGCAUAGAAGAGAGACAGCUCUGAGGCACGGCGGCACGGUGGUCAGGAGCCCUGUGACGCAUUCCUGAGGAAACCGUGGGAUCUAGCCCGCAGCUCCAGCCUCGCCCCCCCCUCAAGACACACAAAAAAGCAACCACGCACACGCACAAAAGCCUCCUCUGAUUUCUCAUCCCUGGUUCUAGAGUGCACAAGAUGCUUUAGCUUCUUGAAACAUCUCUAGCAACGUGCUGAAGUCUUCCCGCCCCGUCGCCGCCAUGCCGCCCCGGCCCUCAUCCGGGGAGCUGUGGGGGCUCCACCUCAUGCCCCCGCGGAUCAUGGUGGAUUGCUGCCUCCCCAACGGCAUGAUCGUCACCCUUGAGUGCCUCCGGGAAGCCACCCUCCUGGGCAUCAAGCACGACCUUUUCAAGGAGGCCAGGAAGUACCCGCUCUUCCACCUGCUCCAGGAGGAAUCUUCCUAUAUCUUUGUGGGAGUGACGCAAGAAGCCGAACGGGAGGAAUUCUUCGACGAGUCCCGCCGCCUUUGUGACCUGCGCCUCUUCCAACCCAUCCUGAAGGUCAUUGAGCCAGUGGGCAACCGGGAAGAGAAGAUCCUCAACCGCGAGAUCGGCUUCGCCAUCGGGAUGCCCAUUUGUGAAUUUGAACUGGUCAAGGACCCCGAGGUGCAGGAAUUCCGGCGGAACAUCCUGUCGGUUUGCCGUGAAGCCGUGGAGACGCGGGGGGCUGCGGGACCCCAAAGUCAGGCUUUGUAUGUCUAUCCCCCCAAUGUGGAAUCCAGCCCAGAGUUACCCAAACAUGUAUACAGCAAACUAGACAAAGGUCGGAUCAUAGUUACCAUUUGGGUUAUUGUGUCUCCAAACAACGACAAACAGAAAUACACCCUCAAGACCCCCCACGACGCCCUGCCGGAGCAGGUGAUCGCCGAGGCCAUCCGGAAGAAGACACGCAGCAUGCACCUCUCGCCCGAGCAGCUGCGCUUGUGCGUUCAGGAAUACCAGGGGAAGUACCUGCUCAAGGUGUGCGGCUGCGACGAGUAUUUGCUCGAGAAAUACCCACUCAGCCAGUACAAGUACAUGAGGAACUGCAUCACCAUUGGCCGCCUGCCCCACCUGAUGCUCAUGAGCAAGGAGAGUCUCUACAGCCAGCUGCCGGCCAACGUGUUCGUGCUGCCCUCCUACGCGCGCCGCUCGGCCACCUCCUCGCACGUGAACGGAGACGUCCCCACCAAGUCGCUGUGGUCCAUCAACAGCCUCUUGCGCAUCAAGAUCCUGUGCGCCACUUAUGUGAACGUCAACAUCCGGGAUAUAGAUAAGAUCUACGUCCGGACAGGAAUCUUCCAUGGUGGGGAACCCCUGUGUGACAACGUCAACACCCAGCGUGUCCCGUGCUCCAACCCUCGGUGGAACGAGUGGCUGUCGUACGAUAUCUAUCUCACCGACCUGCCUCGAGCGGCUCGCCUCUGCGUUUCCAUUUGCUCUGUGAAAGGCCGGAAGGGGGCAAAGGAGGAGCACUGCCCCCUCGCCUGGGGCAACGUCAACCUCUUUGACUACAAAGACACCCUGGUGGCUGGGAAGAUGGCGCUGAACCUUUGGCCCGUUCCCCACGGCCUGGAGGACUUGCUGAACCCCAUUGGAGUGGGGGGCUCCAACCCCAAUAAGGAGACCCCGUGCCUUGAGCUGGAAUUCACCUGGUACAGCCACACAGUAAAGUUUGCCGACGCCACGGAAAUCGAGGAGCACGCCAACUGGGCCAUGUCUCGGGAACUCGGGCUGAACUACUGCAUGGUGGGGCUGAGUAACCGCCUGGCCCGAGACAGCUCCCUUGAUGAGAGCGAACUGGAGCAGCUCCGGAACAUCUGCAACCGGGACCCCCUUUCGGAGAUCACAGAACAAGAGAAGGACUUCCUGUGGCGCCACCGGCACUACUGCGUCAACAUACCGGAGACCCUCCCCAAAUUACUACUGUCUGUCAAGUGGAAUUCGCGGGAUGAGGUGGCACAGAUGUACUGCCUCCUCCGGGAGUGGCCUCUGAUCAAACCCGAACUCUCUAUGGAGCUGCUGGACUGCAACUUCCCAGACCCCGUGGUGAGGGAGUUUGCGCUGAAGUGCCUCGUGAAGGGGCUCACGGACGACAAGCUCUCGCAGUAUCUCAUCCAGCUGGUGCAGGUUCUCAAAUACGAGCAGUACCUGGACAACCCCCUGGCCCGCUUCCUUACCAUGAAGGCUUUGACAAACCAACGGAUCGGGCACUUUUACUUCUGGCAUCUCAAGUCGGAGAUGCACAGCAAGCCGGUCUCCCAGCGCUUUGGGCUCAUGCUGGAGGCCUUCUGCCGCGGCUGCGGGAUGUACCUCAAACACCUGAACCGGCAAGUGGAGGCCAUGGAGAAACUCAUCAACCUCACCGACAUCCUCAAGCAAGAGAAGAAAGACGAGACGCAGAAGAUGCAGAUGAAGUUCCUGGUGGAACAGAUGAGGCGGCCGGAUUAUAUGGAGGCGCUUCAGGGCUUCAUCUGUCCUCUCAACCCCGUCCACCAGCUGGGCAACCUCCGAUUGGACGAGUGCCGGAUCAUGUCGUCUGCCAAGCGCCCGUUGUGGCUGAACUGGGAGAACCCGGACAUCAUGUCGGAGCUGCUCUUCACAAACCACGAGAUCAUAUUUAAAAAUGGAGACGAUCUCCGGCAAGACAUGUUGACUCUGCAAAUCAUUCGGAUAAUGGAGAGCAUGUGGCAGAACCAAGGACUGGAUCUUCGGAUGCUGCCCUACGGCUGCCUGUCCAUCGGGGACUGCGUGGGCCUCAUCGAGGUGGUCAAGAGCUCCCACACCAUCAUGCAGAUCCAGUGCAAGGGCGGCCUGAAGGGGGCGCUGCAGUUCAACAGCAACGCCUUGCACCACUGGCUGAAGGACAAGAACAAGGGAGAAGGUUACGACGCAGCCAUCGACCUCUUCACGCGCUCCUGCGCCGGUUACUGCGUUGCCACCUUCAUCCUGGGCAUUGGAGACCGGCACAACAGCAACAUCAUGGUCAAGGACGACGGGCAGCUGUUCCACAUUGAUUUUGGGCAUUUCCUGGACCACAAGAAGAAGAAGUUUGGCUACAAGCGGGAACGGGUCCCCUUCGUCCUCACGCAAGACUUCCUCAUCGUCAUCAGCAAAGGGGUGCAGGAAUGUACCAAGACCAAAGAGUUUGAGAGGUUCCAGGAGAUGUGCUACAAGGCCUACCUGACGAUCCGCCAACACGCCAACCUGCUGAUCAACCUCUUCUCCAUGAUGCUGGGCUCGGGCAUGCCGGAGCUGCAGUCCUUUGACGACGUGGCCUACCUCCGCAAGACCCUGGCCCUGGACAAGUCCGAGCAAGAGGCGCUGGAAUACUUCACCAAGCAGAUGAACGAGGCCCACCACGGCGGCUGGACCACCAAGAUGGACUGGAUCUUCCACACCAUCCGCCACAUGCCCCUGAGUGAGGCCAGCCACGACUGAGGGCCACGGAGGGACUCACGCGGC